AUGGCUUUCUUUGUGAAAAAUAUGAUAAGUAACCAGGUGAAGAAUUUAGGAUUUGGAGGUGGGUCUGAAGAAAAGAAAGAAGAAGGAGCCACCUCGGACCCCGCAGCAGCUCAAGGGAUGACUAGAGAGGAAUACGAGGAGUACCAGAAGCAGAUGAUUGAAGAGAAGAUGGAGAGAGACGCUGCAUUUACUCAGAAGAAGGCAGAGAGGGCAUGCCUCCGAGUCCACCUCAGGGACAAAUACAGGCUCCCAAAGAGCGAAAUGGAUGAGACACAAAUCCAAUUGGCUGGGGAUGAUGUGGAUUUGCCAGAAGAUCUCCGAAAGAUGGUAGAUGAAGACCAAGAUGAGGAAGAGGAGAAGGAUUCUAUCCUUGGGCAGUUGCAGAACCUCCAGAACAUGGACUUGGAUGCCAUUAAAGAAAAGGCUCAAGCCACCUUCACAGAAAUCAAGCAGUCGGCAGAACAGAAGUGCUCUGUGAUGUGA
Molecule: messenger RNA, 483 nt
Organism: Psammomys obesus (fat sand rat)
Lineage: Eukaryota; Metazoa; Chordata; Mammalia; Rodentia; Muridae
Gene: Cplx4
Product: complexin 4
Exons: 3
Coding region: 1-483 (160 amino acids)
Biological process (GO): synaptic vesicle exocytosis; neurotransmitter transport; regulation of neurotransmitter secretion
Cellular component (GO): terminal bouton; SNARE complex
Molecular function (GO): syntaxin binding
Source: RefSeq, a predicted model, not a curated record